This is a messenger RNA of Epinephelus fuscoguttatus (brown-marbled grouper), 4194 nucleotides long. RefSeq names its product VPS26, retromer complex component A (gene vps26a). The record is from RefSeq and is a predicted model, not a curated record. Gene Ontology annotation, cellular component: endosome; retromer complex. The coding region runs from base 89 to 1075 and encodes 328 amino acids. Gene Ontology annotation, biological process: retrograde transport, endosome to Golgi; intracellular protein transport. The transcript has 9 exons. Lineage: Eukaryota; Metazoa; Chordata; Actinopteri; Perciformes; Serranidae.
GGUAAGUCCUGAUACUACCUCCUGGUUCAGACAGACAGGCUGCACGGAGCGAGGCUAGCUGUUAGCUUCAACUGUCUAGACGGCCGAGAUGAGUUUCCUAGGAGGUCUGUUUGGGCCGGUGUGUGAGAUAGACGUACUGCUGAACGAUGCAGAGAACAGAAAGACAGCCGAGUUAAAGACAGAAGAUGGGAAGGUGGAGAAACAUUACCUGUUCUAUGACGGAGAGUCUGUGUCUGGCAAGGUGAAUCUAAAUGUGAAGCAGGGAGGAAAGCGGCUGGAGCAUCAGGGCAUCCGCAUUGAGUUUGUUGGACAGAUAGAGCUGUUCUCCGACAAGAGCAACACCCAUGAGUUUGUGGAUUUGGUGAAGGAGUUGGCUCUACCUGGGGAACUCACCCAGAACAGGAGCUACGACUUUGAGUUCAUGCAGGUGGAGAAGCCCUAUGAGUCCUACACGGGAGCGAAUGUCAGGCUAAGGUACUUCCUCAGGGUGACAAUAGUCCGUCGUCUGUCUGACCUGGUGAAGGAGUACGAGUUGAUCGUCCACCAGUUAGCCACCUACCCAGAUGUCAACAACUCGAUCAAGAUGGAGGUCGGCAUAGAGGACUGUCUGCACAUUGAGUUCGAAUACAAUAAAUCCAAAUACCACCUGAAGGAUGUGAUUGUCGGGAAGAUCUACUUCCUGCUGGUCAGGAUCAAGAUCCAACACAUGGAGCUACAGCUCAUCAAGAAGGAGAUAACAGGCAUUGGUCCCAGUACGACCACAGAGACAGAGACGGUUGCAAAGUAUGAAAUCAUGGAUGGUGCUCCAGUUAAAGGAGAAUCAAUCCCCAUCAGACUGUUCCUCGCAGGAUAUGACCUGACACCCACCAUGAGGGAUGUCAACAAGAAGUUCUCUGUACGCUACUUCCUAAAUCUGGUGCUGGUGGAUGAGGAGGACAGAAGAUACUUUAAACAACAGGAGAUUGUUUUGUGGAGAAAAGCUCCAGAGAAGAUGAGGAAAAGAAACUUCCAUCAGCGCUACGAGUCUCCCGAGGCCCGAACCCCACCAGUCAAUGCAGAGCAGCCAGAGAUGUGAGGACGACACUAUGAACUGAAAAUACACACAGAAAAUACACCAACUCUUCACUGCUGAACAGCCAGAGGUGUGCGGGCUGCCCCACUAUCCCCCUGGACUGAGAAAUGUAUACAUGAAUACACAUGACAUAACUUCAGACAUCCCCAUCACCACUCCACAGCUUCAGACGAGAGCUGUCCGACCACCUUCACUCUCUCCCCGCCAGAACUGAAACACACUCUCAUACAGACGCACAAGCAUACGAUCCAAGAUGGCUGAAAGCUAAACGUCAAGGCAAGAGUGCAAAUCAAACCGACCCAAGCAAGGAACAGUGAGGCAGCCUAUGUCAUCUUGGCGUCUCAGACUGCAAACACACACACAAGCACACACAAAUGAAGCCAUACAGUCUCAGAUAUCUGAAUGCAUAAUAAAACAGGAGCAAAGACGGAAAAGAGGAGGCGGCCACAGACAACCGCCACACGGUUAUCCCUUUCUUCUGCAACAGGAGCUUCUGUUGUUUGCAAAUUUUGGCAGCACUUACCCUGGAAUUUCUCUGGCAUCUUCCCUCUGACAUCCCCUGCAAAAUUUCUGGAUGAGCUAGUCAAUGACUUAAGGUAUUCAAGACGUGGGGAUCAGCCUGAACGAAGGACAUGGGAGGCUAAGCUAUGAGUCAACACAGGCGCUCUGUGUUCAUUCACAAUACCUGAGUUUAAGCUAUGCUAAUAUCACUGUGCUCUCGACCAUCCAUCUAGCUGGGAGAUCAAGUGUUUCCCAGUUGUUGUUAAGUAUGUUCCAACAGUCCACAGGCUGCUUCUUCCAUGCAAGUGUCUUGUUUAGUCCAACAAAUGUUCAUCUUAACUUAACAUCUUAGUUUAAUUUUAUAUAUCAUUUUCAAAUAUAGUGUUUUCAUGAACAUUUUUUGCUCUCAGGUUGUGUUAGCACCAAACAGGAAGCGGAUUUUUGCCUCGUGUUACUUGUAAGAAUAUGGCCGCUGGGUUGUCUUUGAUAUUUACUGUGCUAACAGUUGUGCUAACUAACUGGGGAAAGCAGCUAAUGCUAAGUCACUCAAAGCGUGUUGCUAAAAUGCAACUCAACAAUAUGGUUUACAAAAGUGACACGUACAUAUUUUCAGAACUUAUCAUGUAGUCCCAUGUCUUCGCUUACUUUUCUCCGAGCCCUCUCCUUUUUAGUUUUAUCUCCAUACAGUUUAAGUUUAUCCUCCAUCUCUGCUUCUCAGUGACGUCAGGAGAAUUUCAAAUAGAUCUCAAUGGUAAAAGGCUUUUGCGACACACUUGCAUGAAUGUUUUGCACAACCUGAAGAAUUUCGUCUUGGGUGGAUACAUAUAUUUCCCAUAUUCCAUCAUUGUCAUUUUCGUCAUCUGCCGUGAAUUCACGUCCAUUCGGUUGUAAUUGUGCCCUGUGGAAAAAUUUGCCUCGUGCUUGGUUUGAACGCACCUUUAUAUGUUUCCAGUUCCAGUCCACAUUUCGUUCCAUACAAGAAAUGUGUUGGAUCCAAGGUGAACAUUAUCAUUUCACUGUAUUUUAUUUCCUAAAAUAAUUUAAAUAGAUAACAAUCAUGUAGUGUUGCUAUUGAUGCUUAAUUUCAUUAUCGAGUAACCUGCACAUUCUCCAUUAAUUGAUGAAUUUAGUCUAUAGAAUGUCCGAAGAAAGUGAACUGGAUCCAUCACAAUUUCAUAGAGCUGUGGUGACAUCUAUGAGUAUCUUUUUUUUGUUUAAAAAUACUCAAUUUACAGUUACAUUAUAGAGAGAAAUGCAGCAAAUGCUUGUAAAUUGUUCUCAUGUAGUGGUUCCUUAAAAACUGACUAAAACGCUUUAUCAACCAUAAAAAUAGUUGCCAAUUAGUUUUCAGUCAUUUUCCAAAUCAAUAAGUCAACUAAUUGCUGCAGCUCUAAAAGCAUUAUACUUUGAUACAGGUUUUUUAGCUCAAUACAAUAUUUCAACAUCUCUUGUUAAGAUGAAUAUUCGAUGCAGUGUUGUCUGUCUGGUUACCACAGAACUGCCUCCAAACGUAUGUGGAGAUUCACUCUGAGUUUGAAGAAGUUUCUCUGGCACGAGGCCUUUUGUUUGAUCUUAAAAGUGCCGCUUAUUUAUGACUAAUCUUGAAGAAUAUAGAAACCAUUUCCUCCCUUAAGUUAUUUUAAGGGUCAGCUCACCCAAAUUACACACAGAAGUAAAACAUCUUUUCCAGGCCAGACAUGUGGAUUAUCUGGAUUAGCAUAGUAGUUAGAUUUCAGCACUUUGAGCACCACAAAUUUGAUUCCAUUGACCUCCAUUUUAUUAAGGUGGAAGAAGAGAUUAUAGAAAGAGAUAUCAAAACUUUAUAGAAAAUAUGUUUAUAUGUAAUUUGGGUGAACUGAACCUUUAAGUUCAUGUGUCAGGGCUGGUGUCGGCUGACUCACAUCAGCUGACUUAAGAAAUAUCUCCAGUAUCUUAAAUUCAAAGGUUAAAAAAAAAAAGGUUGAAAGUUGAGGUUGUCGAGCCUCUUAUACCUGAAAAUGAACACCUGUCAUCACAACAUGAAUAGCGGUUUUUAUUUAUAUCAGUGAUGCAUUAGACAAAUUAAAUGACGCUAGCCAUGAUCAGGAGAUUCACUGUCAGUUUCACUUUCUCUUUGCAGGUUGCAGCAUCUUUGAGCAUGUUGGUUUGGUAUAAGUAGAAUACUAAUGUUAAAAAAAAGGCUUAUGUCUGUUAUUGUAAGCACUGGGAGGGAUCUCAUAUCAACAUACUGUAAAAAAUAUUCCACUGUGACGCUCAGACCGGCUGUUUAGGUCCUGCUUUAAAGACACACACUCACAAACACACAGUUUGGUGAUGUUACCGGUCUUGUGUGUAGGUUGAAUUUGCCCUUAAGCUCUGAUCUGUGGCCAAUUUUGCACUUUCCCCCUCCGAUGCUUAACUUUGUUUAAAAGUGGCAUGGAAGCUGAAACUAAACAUCACUCAAGGACAACUUCACCUCAGAGAUCUCCUGUGUCUAUCAUGGAAAUGAUACUGUCAUUUAUAUAUCACUACUUUUUUUAAUUGGACGUUAUUAAGUCAUUUUUUUGUUUGUUUUUUUGUCUCUCGUGUGCAAGUCAUACUGUCAUGUUACAUGUUUCAUUUCAUAAACCUCUGAACACCCA